AAUGACCUGAUACAGUUAAUAGGCUCUCAAGGCAUCAGCUUGGAUGAGUCGGACACAGACUCAAAUGGGCGCAAAGUUUAUCUGAUAAUCCCUCCUGCUUGGCACAGCGAAGAACUGGCCGAUCUUAUGUGCACCAUAGAUUCCAUGAUGGUUUCUAAUUGCCAGCCAAGAGUUGAACACAUAUCUGUUCACAGUCAAGAACCCAGGCACCAAGUACCCAGUAACCUCGUCAAUGAGGAUGCAGUGGCACCCCCAGGACUGCCACUCAACUGCUACAAGGGAAGUUGGCUGAUGUCCUUACUGCCUAAUGAGAGAAAGAAACUGAAUGCCUGGGUGGAUAAGUGGUAUAAUUUC
This is a messenger RNA of Pisolithus orientalis, 354 nucleotides long. RefSeq lists its product as uncharacterized. The record is from RefSeq and is a predicted model, not a curated record. NCBI's taxonomy places the organism in Eukaryota, Fungi, Basidiomycota, Agaricomycetes, Boletales, Pisolithaceae. The transcript has a single exon. The annotation marks the transcript as partial.